GUAACUAUUUCUCCUAACAAUGGUUCACCUAACUUUAAUUCUAUUACAAAACAAAUAUCAGAGAGCAAACAGGGUAUGGAAAUGGAUACUUCAUUACCAAAAGAAGCGAUACCAGAAAUCAAGUGUCCUACCUCUGAUCCUGCGAUCCAUGAUCAAAAAAGAGUUAUCGGGGGUAGCAGGUCAUAUAAAAAAAAAGAAAUGGAUGAACUCAAGCAUGAAUUAUUCAAUCCCACUUCAAAAUCUGAUAGUUCAUCCUCUAUAAACUAUAAUAAUAUGUCCGAAAUUUUUGAGACGGCCCGUCCCAGAAAAGUUAUCUAUGACAGCAUUGAUGAAGCCUCACAACAUCUAGCUCAGUUAUGUGACAAAGCCAUUGAUACCGAAGAUAGGGCAAAUCGAGCUAAUCAGGAAGAAAUUUUAUGUUGA
This is a messenger RNA of Racocetra persica, 423 nucleotides long. The record is from the annotation of a GenBank genome assembly. NCBI's taxonomy places the organism in Eukaryota, Fungi, Glomeromycota, Glomeromycetes, Diversisporales, Gigasporaceae.